Pipistrellus kuhlii (Kuhl's pipistrelle) is the source of this 6468-nucleotide messenger RNA. RefSeq names its product neuronal PAS domain protein 3 (gene NPAS3). Gene Ontology annotation, biological process: regulation of transcription by RNA polymerase II. NCBI's taxonomy places the organism in Eukaryota, Metazoa, Chordata, Mammalia, Chiroptera, Vespertilionidae. The coding region runs from base 417 to 3425 and encodes 1002 amino acids. The transcript has 13 exons. Gene Ontology annotation, molecular function: RNA polymerase II transcription regulatory region sequence-specific DNA binding; DNA-binding transcription factor activity, RNA polymerase II-specific; protein dimerization activity. The record is from RefSeq and is a predicted model, not a curated record.
CGCCCCCUCCCCUUCUCCUCUCCGCUGGGCUCGCGCGCCGCAGCCGGAGCAGCCAGUGAGAGCAACAUCCUGGAAAGAGGGGGGCUGGAGGGGAGCACCACCACCCCCCAAAAGGGGGGGAAAAGGCCCCACCCUGACACGUUUUGCUGUUUGCAAGUCCCUCGCACCCCGCGCCACCCCCGCACCUCCUCCUCCCGCUCCCGGCCCCCCCAGCCCGCCGCGCUCACAUCAAAGCUGCUCUCCGCCCGCCGCGCGCAGUGGCCGCGGCUCCCUAAUGGGAUUGCAGGCUGGUGCCUGGCUCCGCUGCUGCCGCCGCCGCCGCCGCUGCUGCUGCUGCCGCCGCCGCCGGAGCCCCAGCCCGAGCCCCCGCCAGCCCGAGCCCAGAGCCGCCGCGCCCCGGGGCCGGAGCCGCGGCGAUGAUCCGAAUCUUCCCGGAUUUCAGCGUGCAGGUGACGGCCGCGGCGGCUGGCGGGGCGGCCGCGGGGGUGCCGGCCGGCGCCGGCGGCAUGGGGAGGGCCAGCGCCGCGGCCAACGGCGCCCCGCAGAACGUCCAGGGCAUCACCUCCUACCAGCAGCGAAUAACUGCCCAGCAUCCUCUGCCCAACCAAUCUGAAUGUAGGAAAAUCUACAGAUAUGACGGAAUCUACUGUGAAUCUACCUACCAGAACUUACAAGCAUUGAGAAAGGAGAAAUCCCGAGAUGCUGCACGCUCCCGCCGGGGAAAAGAAAAUUUUGAGUUCUAUGAAUUGGCCAAGUUAUUGCCUCUUCCUGCAGCCAUCACGAGCCAGCUGGACAAGGCAUCCAUCAUCCGACUUACAAUUAGCUAUCUGAAAAUGAGGGACUUUGCUAACCAGGGGGACCCUCCAUGGAACUUGCGAAUGGAAGGCCCACCCCCAAACACAUCCGUGAAAGGGAUACAAAUGUGGAAAUCUGAACUCUGCAUGAGAAAGACACCAUGUGAAGUUAUAGGUGCACAACGAAGGAGAAGCCCCAGUGCACUGGCCAUUGAAGUAUUUGAAGCCCAUUUGGGAAGUCACAUUUUGCAGUCCCUGGAUGGCUUUGUGUUUGCACUAAACCAAGAAGGAAAAUUUUUGUACAUUUCCGAAACAGUCUCAAUCUACCUAGGCCUCUCACAAGUGGAGCUGACAGGCAGCAGCGUCUUUGACUAUGUCCACCCGGGGGACCACGUGGAGAUGGCAGAGCAGCUGGGCAUGAAGCUCCCCCCGGGGCGGGGCCUCCUCUCCCAGGGUGCCGCGGAGGACGGAGCCAGCUCAGCAUCCUCCUCCUCCCAGUCAGAGACCCCCGAGCCAGUGGAGUCAACCAGUCCCAGCCUGCUAACCACUGACAACACCCUUGAGCGUUCCUUUUUCAUCCGAAUGAAAUCUACUCUGACCAAACGUGGUGUGCACAUCAAAUCAUCAGGAUAUAAGGUGAUCCACAUCACAGGCCGGCUCCGCCUGCGGGUGUCCCUGUCCCACGGGAGGACCAUCCCCAGCCAGAUCAUGGGCCUCGUAGUCGUGGCGCACGCCCUGCCUCCGCCUACAAUCAACGAAGUCAGAAUCGACUGCCAUAUGUUCGUCACUCGAGUAAAUAUGGACCUCAAUAUCAUUUACUGUGAAAAUAGGAUCAGCGAUUACAUGGAUCUGACCCCGGUAGACAUUGUGGGGAAGAGAUGCUACCACUUCAUCCACGCGGAGGACGUGGAAGGCAUCCGGCACAGCCACCUGGACUUGCUGAAUAAGGGCCAGUGUGUGACGAAGUACUACCGUUGGAUGCAGAAGAAUGGAGGCUAUAUCUGGAUACAGUCUAGUGCCACCAUCGCUAUCAACGCCAAGAAUGCGAAUGAGAAGAACAUCAUCUGGGUGAAUUAUCUUCUUAGUAAUCCCGAGUACAAGGACACCCCGAUGGACAUCGCACAGCUCCCCCACCUGCCGGAGAAGACUUCGGAGUCCUCGGAGACGUCGGACUCUGAGUCAGACUCUAAAGACACCUCAGGUAUUACAGAGGACAACGAGAACUCCAAGUCCGACGAGAAGGGGAACCAGUCCGAGAACAGCGAGGACCCGGAGCCCGACCGGAAGAAGUCGGGCAGCACGUGCGACCAGGACAUGAACUGCCACGACCAAGGCCACAGCUCCAGCAACCCCGACAGCCGCGACAGCGACGACGACAGCUUCGAGCACUCGGACUUCGAGAACCCCAAGGCCGGGGAGGAAGGCUUCCGCGCGCUGGGGCCCAUGCAGAUCAAGGUGGAGCGCUACGUGGAGAGCGAGCCGGACCCGCGGCUGCAGGACUGCGAGCCGCUCACGUCGGACAGCGCCAGCGCCAAGGACUCGGACAGCGCGGGCGAGGCGGGCGCGCAGGCGGCGGGCAGGCUCCAGCGGCGCAGGAAGCGGCGGAAGCGGCAGAAGGGCGGCAGCGCCAGCCGCCGGCGCCUGUCCAGCGCGUCCAGCCCGGGCCUGGAGGGGGGCCUGGUGGAGCCCCCGCGGCUGCUGGCCUCCCCCAACAGCGCCGCCUCGUCGGUGCUCAAGAUCAAGACGGAGAUCGCCGAGCCCAUCAACUUCGACAACGACAGCAGCAUCUGGAACUACCCGCCCAACAGGGAGAUCUCCAGGAACGAGUCCCCCUACAGCAUGACCAAGCCCCCCAACUCCAACCCCGAGCACUUCCCGUCCCCGCAGGGUCAGGGCGGCGGCGGCGGGGCCGGGGGUGGCAGCGGGGGCGGUGGGGGCCUGCACGUGGCCAUCCCCGACUCGGUCCUCACCCCGCCCGGCGGCGCAGACAGCGCGGCCCCGCGCAAGACUCAGUUCGGCGCCUCGGCCACCUCGGCCCUGGCCCCCGUCACCUCCGACCCCCUGUCGCCCCCGCUGUCAGCAUCCCCGCGGGACAAGCACCCGGGGGGUGGCGGCGGCGGUGGAGGCGGCAGUGGCGGCGGCACUGGGGGUGGCCCCAGCGCGCCCAACUCCUUGCUGUACCCCGGGGACCUGGAGGCGCUGCAGAGGCUGCAGGCGGGCAACGUGGUGCUGCCGCUGGUGCACAGGGUGACCGGGACGCUGGCGGCCACCGGCACUGCGGCGGCGCAGCGGGUCUACACCACGGGCACCAUCCGCUACGCGCCCGCCGAGGUGACCCUGGCCAUGCAGGGCAACCUGCUGCCCAACGCGCACGCCGUCAACUUCGUGGACGUCAACAGCCCGGGCUUCGGCCUCGACCCCAAGACGCCAAUGGAGAUGCUCUACCACCACGUGCACCGGCUCAACAUGUCGGGACCGUUCGGCGGCGCGGUGAGCGCGGCGGCCAGCCUGACGCAGAUGCCGGGGGGCAACGUGUUCACCACGGCCGAGGGGCUCUUCUCCACGCUGCCCUUCCCCGUCUACAGCAACGGCAUCGCCGCCGCACAGGCGCUGGAGCGCAAGGACGACUGAGGCGCCCGCCCCCCGCAGGGCGGUCCAAGGGGAGGCAUCGUGGGCGUUUUUCCGUUUCCACCUUUAUUCUAGCACUUUGAAUUUGGGCAGGUCAGCAUCUUCUCUCCACCACACGACGGUCCCCAUCCCAUCCCCUCACCCCCUUUCUUUAACUUGACCUAUGCUUUCCUGUAAAGAUAUGUUUAUGUUUGGCCUUCCGGGGCCAGAGGACCAGUGACCUGCCGUUUUGUCUUCUUCUUCUUCUAAGAUGUGUGUUGGGUUGUUUUGCUUUCCUUUUGCAUCUUUAUUAAGAUGUCUUUAAUGCGUAUAUGCCUCUGCCAUAGAAUACUCAGUCUUGUGGUCAAGAGAUUUCUCAAGUGACAACCAUUUUUCUUCCUAACGAUCUUGAUGUGAUCAAGAUUGCAAGAGACAAGCAUAAACAAUGUGCCCUGUUUGACUAAGUCAAAUGAAAUGGGGUGGCUCUUUUUUGGUUUUUGUUCCUAAUUCCUUUAAAAAAAAAAUAGGGAGAUAGUAUUUUAGAAUUUUAUGCAGAAUUUAAUUCUCUUUUUAUGGUUAAGAUUUUAAGAUUUUUCUUACUUGCACAUAAAAGUAAUUUGGGUUCUUAAAACUUAAUUUCUGGCCUGUGACUAGAAUGUUUAAAACAAACCAACAACAGUGGGACUAAAUGUUAAUUACUGAAACAUUAACUUAAUUUCUAAAACCAUGGUGCUAUCAUUUAUUAAUCUGUAAUGUCUUCAUACAAAAUGCAGCUCCUGGCUGGGUUUUGGGGGGGGAAGAAAACGUGUGUCCUGUCCUGGUCUGGAGUCCAUUGCUACAGUCGCCCUGGUGAGUUAAGACAAAGCCCUCAUUAACGUUUGCUGCGGAACUUAAAUGUGUUGCCUCCCAACUCACAAGCGUAGCCUCACAUUCAAUGUAAUGGGUCCGUAAAGCCCUUUUCGAAGGGGCUUAUGGGAAACUCAAUCAAACCGAUUGAGGAGCAGGUUAGGUACAUACUGCCUUUCGUUAAGCCCCCCCCCCCCCUUCUCAGUCUAACUGAGGCUAAUUUUUGCAACGUCAAUAACACUUCAGAGUAAAAGAGGAGAAAUAUUUAACAUCUUUUAAUUCUUUUUUUUUUUUCAUUUCUUGCUAAAAAAAAAAAAAGUUUGUAUUUUGGGGGGACUGAUUUGAUUUGAUGGAAUUUCUUUUCCCUUUGAUUCUCUUAUUUCUAGGUUGGAACCAAUACAGCUUAAAAAUAAAGAAUGGGUUAAUAAACUUCAAACAGAUAACUCAACUGAAAACUGCACAUUAAGUACAAAAAAAAAAAAAAAGAAAAAGAAAAAGAAAAAAAUAUCCUAUUUUGUCUUUGUUGCCAGAAAUCAGUGUAGUGUCAAACACUCCAAAUGACUGUCAAGUAUAAAUUCUUCUUCCACUCCAUUUUGGCAGCUGUUUGUUAAGGCAUCCAAUAACAGAUGUGAGAACUGUAAUGUCUGCAAUGUGUACAUGUCCUUGGCUGUCGUCCAUUGCGGUUUCAAUGUGUUUCUAUAUGCAGUAUAUACUGAGCUAAUGUAGUUGUUUUGUCCUUUGUCUUCUCUGUGCUCUCUCUCUAGUCGGGGUAGUCCCGUCCCAUUCCUGCAGUCCUAGUGAAUCAGUGAUUCUUGGGGGUUAGUGAUUUUUGUGCAGUGGCCUUCCUCUGUAAUGUCACCCCUAUGCUGCUUCUACUGUCUGUGAACCUUCCGUUUCACUUUAUAAAAUUCCUGCUGUUGCUUAUUCUGGUGUGUGAAAUUCUCCCAACCUCUCCUUUCUUUCCCUCUCCCUAUCCUCUCCCCUUUCCCUUCCUCGUCUUUCCUUCCCCGUUCUCCAAAACCUUUUUCAUUCUCAGAGAUAAAAAGACUCUUAACUAGCUCAAGGUUAAUGGAGCCAUUUUUCCCACAUGGAAUUCUGGUAUGACUCUUUCUUCCAGAGUGAAGAGUAAUGCUCAGAUAUAUUCAAUAAAUUGAUGCCAUAUAGCCUCAGUUGUUAACAUUCCCAGAGUCCCUUGUGCUCUACCUAUAAGCAGUGGGUGCUUUUCUUUGGUUUCCUUCCAGGUUGGCUGAUGGAGCAAUAUAAUAAAGCAAUUACCAGUGAGACAGAAAAUUAGUUCAAAGGUCAACCAACGUUUUUUAAAAACAGGAGGGGAAGGUAUAAUGGAAUAUAGAAUUGUCAUAUAUAUAUAUAUAUGUUUAUGCGUGCAAUGCUACUAUAGUAACUCAGCUGUCCUUUAAAUAUCACUGUGUUGAGUGAAUUCCUCUAGGAUCUUUAAUUCCAUGAGCUGGGCCCAAACCACUGUGGAAUAAGUCAUCAUUUAAUAAUGAGCUUAAUUCAAGGAUUUAAUAGGUUUGGAAGGUGAAGAAAGUUAAUCACGAAAUUUAAACAUUAAUUUUGGAAGCUCUAUUCUAGCUAUCGAACAAUCAAAGGAAUGCACCUAUCAGCUACAAAGAACAGCUAAAUAGCUGUUUGUUUUUCUUUUAUAAAUGUUUCUGUGUUGUGUCAAAAUGAUUUCUGGUGAUUUAAACUAACAGAUAAUCACAGCUGCUGUCUAAAUCCAUAGUGUUAAAAUUACAAAACGAAAAAAAAAAAAAAACUUCAUUACCUGUGAAGACUGUGUCUGUUUGUGUUUUUAACUAUUGUACAAAUAUAUGAAAACUUUUAUGAGGAGACUGGUGCCAAGUAGCUGAAUAAUGGGGAAAGGGAUAUUCUGUUUGUAAAAAUCUUAGCAGUGUUACCAACUCUACCACACACAUAUAUAUAUAAAUUAAAACAUUACAAAGUGACAGCUAUGAUACAUUUGUUUUGUGUGAAGCUAACCGGACCUAACUUCCUGAGUGCCUGGCUUAUUUUGAAACAUUUUUUUCAUUGACCAUUGAUAAUGCUGCAAAUCAGAAAUGUACAUACUUCAUUUACAACAGGGUUCUUUUUAUACUUUUGUAGAUUCUCAUACAUGUCACAUACAUGGUUGUCUUUAUGUAACUUAAUUUUUUCAUCCACAGGUGCCAUUUUCAUAAUAAAUUUCUCUUGGAUUUGUUAC